AUGGCCUCAAUAUAGGAAUUAAUUGGUAUGGAAAAUAAUUUGAAAUAGAAAAUAAAAACAGAGUAUAGCUCUUUUAUUGCAUCCCCUAAAAGCAAAGAAAUGGAUACAUAAGAUACUUUAAUUAAGAGAUUGUCAGAUGGUUAUAAAUUGUAAUAGAAGUAGAAUGAGAGAUUAUUGGAAACUAUAACAAAGUAGGAAAAUCAAAUAAGACAAUUGUAGGAUGUAGUAAAGUUGUAAUAAAAAGAGAUUGAUCGAUUGAUACAUAUUAAUGAAUACUUUAUGUAGGCAAAUUAAACAAAAUUAAGUAUAUUAAGAGAUGAGAGAUAAUUAACUUAAGGAAGUAAACCAAAUAUAAAGAAUAAGAAUAAUAAAUCAUUAUUACCAAUAGAGAAGAAGACUAAUAAAAUAUUAGAAGAAGGCAACACCUAAUCAGUAAAGUUAUUUAGAAGACAAACGUUUAGGAAUCCAACUUUGGUUAAAUUUCAUUAAGAUGAUGGAGAUUUAUUUAAAAAUGAUAGGAAUGUAUCUGGAGCAUCCAAUUUUUAUGAUAUUUUGUAAUAAGAAGAUUGUUUUAGAACAAAUGCAAUUUUGAAUAUUUAAUUAUGUAAUUAUUAAUAUUAAAGGAUUAGCUGAUGAAGAUGCAACUACUUAAUAUAAUAUAGAUGGUACUGUGUCAUUAAUGAAAGUACUUUUAGAAUCUGAAGAAAGUUUUAGCGAUAUUAUUCAAUCUAUUUCAGCUUAGAAAUUAUCAUUCUUAUAUGAUAAAUUUAAAAGGAUAAUGUCAGAUCAUUAAUAAUUGUUUAUUUUAGUUUUGAGACUUAAAAAAAUAGUAACAGGAGCAUUAUAGAUGAAUUCAUCAGUUUUAUUAGAUGAUGCAUUAUAGACUAUUAUAGAUAAAUGUUUGGAUUGUUUAGAAUGUGAUAGAGCAUCUUGUUUUAUUGUUGAUUAGGCAAAAAAAGAACUUUGGACAAGAGUAGCUAAAGGUACUUAAACUACGAUAAGAUUAUAAAUUGGAUAAGGACUUGCUGGAUUUGUUGCUUAAAAUCGAAUUAUUUUGAAUAUUGAAGAUGCCUAUAGAGAUUAAAGAUUUAAUACUUAAUAGGAUGUUAAGAAUAAUUAUAAAACAAAGACUGUAUUAGUAUCACCAAUUUUGGAUGGAGACAAAUGUAUGGGAGUAUUAUAAUGUGUUAAUAAAUAAAAUGGAUAUUUUACAAAGGAUGAUGAAGCUCUCUUAUAAAUUAUGGGAGAAUUCAGUAAAAGCGUAUUAAAAAAUGCUAUGAAUCAUGAUGCUUAAAUGCUUAUUUAAAAUAAAUUAAGACAUAUUAUUAAAACUGGUAUUAUACUUUAAAGUAAGUAAGAUAACCUUAUAAAUUUAAUUCUAUCUUCUGAAGAAAGAUUACGAUCUUUGAUGAAUGUAGAUUUAGCCAAAGUUGUUUAUUAUAAUCAACUUUUAUAUCAUAUUAAUAAAGAAGGCAAACUUUCAUAAUCUGAUAGUUUGUUAGGUAUCAUGGGAUUAUGUAUAAAAGAUCAACAAUUAGUAGCUGUGAGUAAUUGUUAUACUAGUCCUAUUUUUAAUCCAAAUAUUGAUAUAGAAACUAAUAUGCCCAUUAUUUGUAUGCCUCUUAAAACAUAGAAUCAUUUAAUAAUUGGAGCUAUUUAAGUCAUAAAUGUUAAGGGUAUUGGUAACAUUUCUUCUAACAUUGAAGCUAAGAUAAAUUCAAUUGAUUUAGAUAUGUUGGAACUCUUUUGUUAGCAGUGUGCUUAAAGUUUCCAAUACUGCAAAUAAUAAUUCUAAUGA
Messenger RNA from Paramecium sonneborni, 1798 nucleotides. The record is from the annotation of a GenBank genome assembly. NCBI's taxonomy places the organism in Eukaryota, Ciliophora, Oligohymenophorea, Peniculida, Parameciidae.